Molecule: messenger RNA, 6855 nt
Organism: Stegostoma tigrinum
Lineage: Eukaryota; Metazoa; Chordata; Chondrichthyes; Orectolobiformes; Stegostomatidae
Gene: gzf1
Product: GDNF-inducible zinc finger protein 1
Exons: 8
Coding region: 372-2462 (696 amino acids)
Biological process (GO): negative regulation of transcription by RNA polymerase II; regulation of immune system process; regulation of cytokine production
Molecular function (GO): protein binding
Source: RefSeq, a predicted model, not a curated record
CUCCGCCUCCUCCACCACCUCGCCGCUUGCUCGUGCCCGAGGGAGAGGGCCCAGCGCGAGAGGCGUCUGAUGGCGACCUAGAGCCUGCCGGCCUGCGGGGGGAGGGGGUGUGUGUGUGGGGACCUACCGCCUUCUCCCCCCCCCACCCCACUACACAUACACCUUCCCCCAAAUCCUUACCCACAUCUACAACUCUUCACACUUGUCCCAGGCCGCCGGAGAGAGCGAGAGCGAGCAGGUUGGAAGCAUUACCAGAAUUUAAUCUACACUAGAUUUUUGUACUUCAAGUCCAGAAUACUGAUCAUCUUACGGUCAUGACACAAUUGUCUCUGGCAUACUAAACCUCACAAGGUUUGACAAAGUAAAGGAAGAUGGUCAGCAAUCAAGUUAUAUUGGAGUCAAGGGCAGCUCCUAAAAAUUUGUUGGAUGAAAUGCACAAACUCCGGAUUUUAUGCUACUUCUGUGAUGUAACUGUGCAGAUUGAGCACCAAGGCAACAAAGAGGAAUUUGUUGCUCACAAAGCUGUGCUGGCAGCUGCCAGCAGUUAUUUCAAGGAACUGUUCCUUAAUGAAAUGGUGAACACUAAGAUUACUAUUGUUACUUUGCAAGACAUUUACACGGCAGACUUUGCCUCUUUUUUGGAUUUUGUAUAUACUGCAAAAGUCGAGGUUGAAGCCGAGAGGGUACAAAGAUUACAGGAGAUUGCAGAGAAAUUGAAGUGCAGGGAACUGGCAGAAGUCUGCAGUCAAGUAAAAUCACAGAUACUUGAGUCAGCUCUAAUGGAUUUGGGCAAUUUGGCUGAUUCCCAGGGAACAGAAGGAAUUAUAGACAAUAAACAGGACAGUCAUUGUGUUUCCCUUUCUCCUCAAAACACAUCAACAAUUCCUUCAAAACCAGACAUUUGCCAAGUGUCCUCUGCCCAAGAUAUUUCUGAUGAAGAGAAAUCUCAUGAUCAAGAUUAUAAGCCGUUGCUACUAACCACUAGAGCCAAAGGCUGGGAAAAGUCAGAAAAAGAGAAGAAAAUGGGUAAAUCGUUUGGUGUAAAGGCCAAACGAGCCAGUGGAAGGCUGGCAGGCCGAAAAGUCUUUUUGGAAAUUCCCAAAAAGAAAUAUACUCGCAAGCUUCGCGAGCAAGAGAAGGUUGAUCAUAAUUUGGAAGAGGAAUCUGAAAAAUUGACCUGUGUAGAAGAUAAUCAAGUCAUUGAAGACCAAGUGAAAAAGGAAACGAUGGCAGAAAUUGUUGAAGAUCCAGAUGAAGAUGAUGGGAUGAUGGAAGGGGACGAUGAUGAAGAUGAAGAGGUAGAGAGUGACAGUGAUUUUGAAUUAGAUGAAGAUACCAAAAAGACACCUGAUGAGAUUGAGAAAAAGAGAAGAGGUGGAAACUUUAAAUGUGACAAAUGUGAGAAAGACUUUCAAUAUGAGAAGAGCUACUUGAAACACAUAGAGCAGAAUCAUGGUGUCACACCUGAAAUAAUUUAUCGCUGUGACACUUGCAAUCAGACUUUUGCUAAUCGCUGUAACUUAAAAAGCCACCAAAGGCAUGUCCAUGUUGAAGAGCGUCGCUUUCCAUGCUCGCUUUGUGGUAAAAAGUUUAAAAGGAAAAAAGAUGUGAAGCGGCAUAACCUUCAGGUUCAUGAGGGUGGUGGAGAGCGUCACUUGUGUUUGCAGUGUGGUAAAGGACUGAGUUCCAAAACUGCUUUGAGACUCCAUGAAAGGACACAUACUGGAGACAAACCUUAUGAGUGCACAGAAUGUCAUGCUAAAUUUUCUCAGCCUUCUGCACUGAAGGUGCACUUGAGGGUCCAUACUGGUGAAAAGCCAUUUGCCUGUGAUGAAUGUGGUGCCAGGUUCACACAGAAUCAUAUGUUAAUAUAUCAUAAGAGAUCUCACACAGGUGAAAGACCAUUUAUGUGUGAAACGUGUGGCAAGAGUUUUGCUUCAAAGGAGUAUCUGAAACAUCACAAUAGAAUCCACACUGGAUCGAAACCAUUUGUUUGUGAGAUCUGCUACAGAGCUUUCGCACAGAGAAAUUCUCUUCAUCAGCACCUUAGAGUUCAUACAGGUGAGAGGCCUUACUGCUGUGACCAGUGUGGAAAGCAGUUUACACAGCUGAAUGCUCUACAACGUCACUAUCGCAUACAUUCAGGAGAGAAACCUUUUAUGUGCAGUGCAUGUGGGAGGACCUUUACUGAUAAAUCUACACUCAGAAGACAUGCUUCAGUUCAUAACAAGAAUGCACCAUGGCAAUCCUUCCUUGUCAUCCUGGAUGAGGGCUCUAAAAAGAGCCAUAUUCAAAGAACAGAUCUACACCCGUUUGUUGAUUGUGAGCAAGUUGCCCCCUCAGAAGCACAAGAAUCAGUGUCUUGUACAGAAAUACUUAAUGACCAAAAUACAAUCACGCUCCAUGGAAAUAUCUCUUCACAUGAACAAAACACAUCUGGUACUUCAGAUUGGAGAUUAUGAGCACUCUUGGAAAAAGAAUCUGAUGGAGCUUCUGGAAUUUGUAAACAACAAUGUGUCCCCUCCAUAAUGGACCAGUUCCUUAUCAAAUUGACCAGGCUUUCAACAACCUUAUUUCAGUUCCAUUAUCUGGCACUUCUAAAAAGAGCUUUGUUAGAAAUUAUUAAUAUAACUCAUUGUAGUGGUAAACUCCAUCUGUUCUUCAAGUUAUCUACCUAUUUAAAAGAUUGUGUUGUACUUUAGAAUGAGAAAGGUAGUCAUUGCUUUUUUUUCUCCUCUUUGGUGAUUGAAGGUUGUCCAUCUCUCUCAGUAGAUAAAUGUCCUUGUGACUUUAUAUAGUAGACCUUGUAACCUUAAAGAGCCAGGUCUCAUUCAACCACAAUACUAGCGGAAUGAUGUACAUCCCAUAAUCUUAUUAUUUUAAAAUUUGGAAUACACUCACUCGUAACCUGUUACAUCUUCCACAUUCCCCUAGAACCAAAAGCUUCUUUCCAGCACCAGAAUUUCCAUAUUUGGGUUAUGGAAGCUUAAAUGCAGGAUUGGGAAAACACUGUUCGAAGCCUAUGCAACCUCUCCAACGGGCAUGUUGUAAGAUGCUAGUGAUGAGAGUUAUCACCUCAUUUAUCUCCAACAGUUGUCCCUUGUGACUUGAGAUUUCUAAAUUUUCAUAUAUUGUUAUUCAUAACAAAACACCAAGUAUUUAUUUAAUUUCUCUGCCAAAUCUCUUUCUUCUACAGUUAAUCAUCCUUCAUUCCUGAGCAGUUAUUCUUCUUAACUCUCAAUGUUUUAUAUGUUUGAAAGCUCUGAAUAUUUUUUAUGCUCCAUCACUUGCAAGUUGUCUUUUUCAAAACAUCUCUUAGCAUUUCUAAUCUCCACUUUCAUCUCAUGAAAAUUGAGGACAGCAAUAAAAUUAAUCACGAGCCUCCCUUUUAAUUUUAAUCUCUAGUAAAAACAAAAACUCUAUUUUUAAUUCGUUCCAUUAAUAUCUACCCAUUUUGAUGUUCAGAUUUCUUACUGCUGUCCGUAGACUUUUGUUAAAAUUUUUGUCCAUAGAAUGUAAGCAAGAUCCUUGACAAAUUUUGCAGUUAUUGUAUUACUCUUGUUUCAAAUGACAAUGGACCUCCUCUUGUAGGUUCAGUAUCACAUCCUUCAUAGUUCCUUACUUGUUAAUCACAUGGGCAUUUUGGCAUUUAUUUUCCAUCCUUAGUUUCCCAUGACAAGGUGAUGGUGAGUUGUGAGUUUGAAUUGCUGCAGUCCACGUGUAACAGAUACACCCAAAGUGCUUUUAGAAUGGGUGUUCCAGGAUUUUCACUCUGAGACAGUGAAGGAACAGGAAUGUGCUUCUAGUUAGGAUGGUAUGUGACUUAAAGCAGAGCCCACACAUGAUGCUCCCAUGCAUCUAUUGCCAUAGUGAAAUGCAACAGUGCAUUCUUUUGAAUAUUUUGCACAUUCACCAAUGUACCACUCAUCCUGACACCAUUAUUUUUGAAUUUUGGUUUGUAUUCUGUUUAGAUGUUUUUCCAAUUUGUUUUUAUUACCCCUUGUCCCAUCUGCACCACUGUCCAUGUAUAAACUCUCUUUAGUUGCAUGCUCCAUCAUAGAUCAUCUGUCUUCACUGCUGCCUCACAGCGCCAGGAAACCGGGUUCAAUUCCACCUUGCCUGUGUGGAGUUUGCACCUUCUCCCUUUGUCUGUGUGGGUUUCCUCUGGGUGCUCUGGUUUGCUACCACAAUCCGAAGACAUGCAGGCUAGGUGGAUUGGCCAUGCUAAAUUGCCCAUAGUGUUCAGGAAUGUGUAGAUUAGUUGGCUUGUAAGGGGAUGGGUCUGGCUGGUAUGACUGAGGGUUGAUGUGGACUUGUUGGGCAGAAGGGCCUGUUUCCACACUGUAGGGAUUCUCUGCUUGUUCUAGAGUUCAGAUAGUGUAUCCAUAGUUGAAAAAAUAUAGUGAAUGUCCUAAUUUGAAGCAGGGAUUAGUAACAUUGCCUUGUCUCACCACAGGUACAUUUUCCACUAGUCGAUUAUGAAAUUGUAAAGAUUGCAGUAAUUUAGUGUUUUUCACGUAAAAUACCCCGCUUCCAGUUUGAGGAUAAUAUAGAACGUGUCUUUCAGCGAAAACGUUUUUGAAAGAACACAUUAUUCUCAGAUGCAAAUAAAAACAGUCGCUCCUGAAUUUAAAUAGCUUUAAUCUAAGUCUCUCAGUCAAAUACAUUUGUUGUCAUAUGAUUGCACUGGAUUAAAUAAUUGUGCACAGUGACAUUUGCAAACUGGUAAUGAUGGGUCAAAUUCUGUACGCCAUAGAGAUGACCUGUGGUGACCUGCACAAACAGCCUGAGUGUUAUGCUACUUGCUACAUCCAAGAUCAUCGCCACAAACCUAACUAUUGCCAGUAGUAUUUUUUUAAAUUUCUUACAACUGUAGGUGAAAUCUACCCAGCAUUGAAGUUAUUUUGCAUCUGAUGCUAAUGGUGUUGCUCAGUUCAUAGGCUAACUUGUUAAGGGAAUCCAGUGGCAGAACUUCAAGAAAAAUAGGGGAGUUUGGAAUGUGGAUUUUUUUGUGUGUAUCUAAAGUGUGCAGAAGGCUUCUCAUCUUUGAUUCCUUCUCAUGACUUUUGAGCUGCAUUUUGGAAAUUGAGAGUUGUAUCUUAAUUUUUGUAAGUUUUUAAUGUUAUUCAAGUUUUAAGUUGACAUGAAGCAUUGAAACUUUUUUGCUGUUGUUCCAUGAUCAGAUAUGUUAAUAGCAAUUUGAAAUAGUAACUGAAUUUUUAAGCAGUACAGUUGAAAGGUCUAUUAAAAGCAUAAUUUUAAAGUUAGACAUGCAACAGUUUCAUUACAGUGUUUUCUUGGUAACUUUUGUUCUGAGAAGGAUUAUAUGCAACUUCCUAAUAAGGAAACCUUUCAGUAGCAUUUGGUGCUAUCAAACAGAGCUGCAGGCCAUAUAUGUCCUCAAAUGCCAAUCUUUUGCUGUAGUUCUGUGCCCUCUCUGCAUGUUUUCUCUCUCUCUCUCUCUCUCUCUCUCUCUCUGCAACCAACCACACUUCUCCCCACAUCCAUAUUCACUAGAAAAAAGAACAAGAUUUAAAGAAAAUAUAUUGGUCUUUAAAAGCAAUUUUGCAGAGCUGUAUUGCUCUGUUAUUCCAUUCCCAUUUGUCUUCUGCUUUACAAAUCUUUCUGAUGACAGAUGCAAGCAAAGAAUUUGAAGCAGAAAAGUAUAUGUUGCACACAUUCUGAGAGGUGGUUAAUGAACGAACAUAGAACCUGUUAAAAUCAGGCUAGAUAACACAUUUGACAUUGCCCUGCUGUCUAUGCAUUCAGGUUUUUAAAAAAAAGUUACAAGUUCAGUCAUCUGACUUUUAACACAAAUUUCCAAAAGCAUCCUAUUUAUUUUAUUUUCAUACUUCAAAUAUGUUAUGGUGUGUAUUUUCAUCAUGUUAAAUCAUGAUUUUGAGUGAAGCAGCAUUGAGUAUUGUUAGUAUUGAUAGUCAAAUGCCUCAGACAAGAAUGUUAUUUAUCUUAGAAAAUAUCAAGUACUAUGUUUAUUUUCUUAUUUUCCUAUGAAAGUGCUUAUACAGGUAGUAAAAUAUAAAUGUAAAUCAGACUUUUUUAAGUUGUGUUUUCCUUUCUUUUAUACGCUCAAAUUUGAACAGCUUGUUAAAGCCUUAUUCAAGUAUUUUGUUUCAAUUAAUAGGGCCUAUCAAAGCAGUAAAUGUGGCAUGAAAAUAUCUACUCGAAUAUUAAGGACAGAAGUUUUGUCUUAAGGUUCCUACAGUCCUUCUAGGAAGAAAUUGUUUCUUGAUUUUAUUUCUGCAUGCCCUAGCUCUCAAGUUUUGACAACUUGUUUUUGAUUCCAGAGAAAGUAGGGUAGAUGUGAAGAACCAUCAUAUAUUGACCAAUCUUCAAAGCUUCACUGUAUCCAUAUUUGUAAAAUUUGAUCCUCGGACCAUUUGUCAUGCUGUGCUACAUUUCUUGCAAGGUUAAUAUAUUGUCUGAGUGGCCAAACUUGAAUGCAGUACUUCAGAUGAGAAAUAUAUCACUGAAGCUAUUCUUUGUAUUCUGGCACUUUUUGAUGUAAAACAUUCCAUCAUCUUUUUGUUUUCUUAAUACUUGUCUACUGUCUUUUAAUAAUUUCUCUGCUUGGACUGGCAAACCUCUUGGCUCCUCUAGUAGUUCUUAUUUCUCACUAAUUGGAAAGCAGUCCGAUAUUUCACAUUAGCCCACAUCAAAUUCAAAUUUUCCAUUAUGUGCAUUCCAUCUGCAUCUUACUCCUCCCAUUUGCACUACGCAACUCUUCCUCAUGCAAACCAUUAAGAAAAAAAUUGUGGUGAAAAGUUGAUUUCACAGAACAGGUACCUGGGAAAUGCUGCUAAGAUCUUGUGAAAGUCCAUACUUUUACUCUCCUCC